ACAGGAGCUACAAGCCAAGAAUGUGAACGUGAAGAUAGGCGGUCUCGGCUACGUCCUCGGCCUCGAUCCACGGCAGCUUGUCCGACAGGCUCUUCUUCGUCGAAGAGUGAUUUUCCUGUCGACUCUCCAGGACAUCCAUCUUCAAACGACGCGCAAGACAUCGUGGACAACUACCGGUGUGUGUGUCAGCAACUAAGAGCUUUUCGAGGGCGGGUAUUGAAUCAUGAGGAAAAGGCCAUGGUGGAGGAGAUAGGAGCGGAGGCUCGGGCCACGGCCCUGGGGAACCGUGCGAUCGAACGCCAUCAACAUGACGAGCAAGAAGACACGAUGCGAUCGCGCUUAAGAGCCAAAGAUGGAGACAUACGAGAGAGGGCGCAAUUCUCCCCGUGUAAAGAACAAGACGACGUGAUGGAUCGAUUUUUGCGUCGGCAGGAAGAAGAACAUCAAUACGAAAAGGCACGAUUGGAGACGUACUGUGGCAAACUCCAACGCCAGGCGCGUCAAGCCCUUCAGGCAGCAAAAAGUGCACAGCGCCAAGCCCUGAUUGCCGAGACAGACCUGGAGCACGAAUGCAACAGCUCGCGCCAAGAAAAUUUUCGGUUGCAACAACAGAUCGAGGAACUGGCUCGAGGUUUGCAAGCUCAACGACGUGUAACGGCAGAACGUGACGCGGAAAUUAUCUCACUGCGAGAGCGUCUUUCAAUGGCCCAAGCUCGGGAAGAAGCGCUGGCUCAACAAGCGACUCGCAGCACGGCUUUGAAGGAGGAGGUUGAAUCUUUGCGAAAAUGCCUGGAGCAGGCGAAUGGAAUGGUGCUAUUUAAAAAAAGCGGGGUGUCAGAGGAGGCAGAGCGGGCGAAAGUUGAAGCCAGGAGGCGACAUUUGAGAGAGCAAAGGCGGCUGAUAGAAAAGGACUUAUUGCUGGAAAUCGAAACGUUAGAAACUCUCUCUGUAAUGACAUCAAAGCUCUCAGAUUUUGAGAUCUCGGAAAAGUAACGAAGAACUCAGUUGAACUGCUA
This is a messenger RNA of Nannochloropsis gaditana CCMP526, 1016 nucleotides long. RefSeq lists its product as uncharacterized. The transcript has 2 exons. The annotation marks the transcript as partial. The record is from RefSeq and is a predicted model, not a curated record.